This is a messenger RNA of Cajanus cajan (pigeon pea), 1113 nucleotides long. RefSeq lists its product as uncharacterized. NCBI's taxonomy places the organism in Eukaryota, Viridiplantae, Streptophyta, Magnoliopsida, Fabales, Fabaceae. The record is from RefSeq and is a predicted model, not a curated record.
AUGUCCACAAACAGUGACAGUGAGUCAUUCUCACCCAAUCUACUUGCCAUCAUCGUUAAUCAAUAUCUCUUGGACAACAACUUUUCCACCACCCACUCCUCCUUCUCUAAAGACGCUCUCUCUCUUUUGGUUAACACUCAGGCUUCGGAGCGUUUUCUAAGCUUGGAGAAGAUGUUGGAUGAGUAUACAUGCUUGAAGGAACAUAAGGCAUUACUGGAUCAAGAAAGGGUAGCAGUAAUGCAAGAGAGAAACAGGAGUCAGAUUCUAUUGCGACACAUUCAGAAUGCCAUGAACACGCACAACACUUUUCCAAGGCCACCCCCACCGAAUGUUGCCGUGAUGAACGCAAAUAAUGCAAUGGUUCCUCAACCAGGAGCUUGUUCCCAAACUCAUCCAGGUGUUUCUACCGUUAGUACUACUCCUCUUCCUUCGCCAAAUGUGUUUAAUAUAAUGUCACUACCCAUGCCUGUCAAUACCAAUGUGGGAACAGGAAAUUUGUCUACACCCAUGAUCAGUGCAUCUGACAGGAAGAGAAAAGAUAGUGAAGCAGUGGGCCUCCCAGCUGCUUCAAAGAAGCCUCGUGGUAGACCUCCCGGUAGAAAAAAUAAUGUUCAAGGUCAAUCAUCAGUCGUGAAGGGAUCCGAGGUUCAAGGAUCCAGUGUUGCCAAAUGCUUGUUGAAUCAACAUUCAUUUUCUGUUCCAAUCAAAUCACCAGAGACACCUCCAGCUCCAGCUCCCAGGGCAGAUUCUUCUCCCAGUGGUACACAUGUUUCUCCUAUCAAGACUUCUCCAGUGAAAACAUGUAAUGCGGAUGCUACUCCCACUGUGAUUUCAAUACCGAAAGUUACAGUUAACCCUUCAAAAGAAAUGGCUUAUACAGAGGGAAGUAGUUGCAUUUCUCCUGUCAAAGGUGACUCAGACAAAGCAAAUGAGAGGGAUGAUGUAAGGAGCACAUUGGAUAAUGUUGACACUUCUGACAGGCCUCAGAGCUUGGACAAACCAUUUUCUAACACUGCUGACAUUGAUUCAAGUGAUAUAGAUUUCUUUUUAGAAAACAUUGAUUUUUCUGACCAACCAUAUCCAACUUGGUUAUCUAAUAUGUAUACGAAGUAA